Fraxinus pennsylvanica is the source of this 1134-nucleotide messenger RNA. NCBI's taxonomy places the organism in Eukaryota, Viridiplantae, Streptophyta, Magnoliopsida, Lamiales, Oleaceae. The record is from the annotation of a GenBank genome assembly.
AUGAUAGGAAAUGCACUAGGCAGAUUUUUAUGGAGAGGUCAAGGUUGGCAGAUUGUUUUACUGAGGAAAGUCUUGAGUUUCAAAGGAAAAUUCUUGAGAAAUCGGGACUUGGUGAUAAAAGAGGCAGAAGCUGUAAUGUUUGGCGCCAUUGAUGAGCUUCUUGCAAAAACUUCUCUGAAGCCAAAGGACAUUGGGAUUUUGAUUGUGAAUUGCAGCCUGUUUAAUCCUACUCCUUCUUUAUCUGCUAUGGUUAUUAACCAUUACAAAUUGAGGGGAAACAUAAUUAGUUACAAUUUAGGUGGAAUGGGUUGUAGUGCUGGUUUGAUCUCAAUUGAUCUUGCUAAAAAUCUUCUACAGGUUCAUCCCAAUACUUAUGCUUUGGUAGUCAGUAUGGAGAAUAUUACCCUGAACUGGUAUUUUGGGAAUGAGAGGUCAAUGCUUGUUUCGAAUUGCCUGUUCCGAAUGGGAGGGGCUGCAAUUUUGCUAUCUAACAAAAGAUCGGACCGUUGGCGAUCCAAGUACAGAUUGGUGCAUACUGUGAGAACCAACAAAGGUGCUGAUGAUAAAUGCUUUUCUUGUGUUACACAAAUGGAGGAUUCCAAUGGGAAAGUUGGAGUCGCUCUGUCGAAGGAUUUGAUGGCGGUGGCUGGUGAUGCUUUGAAGACGAACAUUACGACCUUGGGUCCUCUCGUGCUUCCCAUGUCUGAGCAGUUGCUUUUCUUUGCUACCUUGGUUGCGAGAAAGCUGUUUAAAAGGAAGCUCAAGCCUUACAUCCCAGAUUUUAAAUUAGCUUUCGAGCAUUUUUGCAUUCAUGCUGGUGGAAGAGCUGUGUUGGAUGAAUUGGAAAAAAAUCUACAGCUAUCCGAUUGGCACAUGGAGCCAUCUAGAAUGACUCUAUAUCGAUUUGGCAACACCUCGAGCAGCUCUCUUUGGUAUGAAUUGGCAUAUUCUGAAGCCAAAGGGAGGAUUAAGAGGGGAGACAGGACCUGGCAAAUUGCCUUUGGAUCUGGGUUCAAGUGUAAUAGUGCAGUGUGGAAAGCUCUUAGGACCAUAAAUCCUGCAAAGGAGAAGAACCCGUGGAUUGAUGAAAUUGACCAAUUCCCCGUGGAGGUUCCAAAAGUCUCAACUAUCUAA